GUCAAACAUUACGACUGUCAAUGUCACGCGUCUCAUCUGCUGUCGGACGAUUGGAACGCAAGUACUUGCGUCGCUCGCGGUCGCAAAAGUCAGAAUCUCAUCGAAGCAAGUGUUGUAUUACAUAUAGUUAGAUUGGAAUCUCGAGUUUUAUAAUACUCUAUCACGCAGUUAACAUCUGUAACAAAAUAAAUCUUUAGUUUUAUGUGCAACGUAUCUGAAAGUGUAAAUCUCUUGUGUUUUAUAAGCCGAAAUAUCAAACAAAAUCCUAUUAAUCUCAUUGGUUUUGUCGAUCGAAAGCAAUCAGCAGUGUUGAAUAUAUCGGAUAUUUUUUAUUUAAGAGGAUUGUACCCAAACAACUGAAGCCUGUUGUAAUGAAAUAAAAGAUCUGGAAGAAAAACUGAAAUCUCAUAUUAUAAACGAAGAUUUAUAUUAAUUAUUAAAAAUUACUUUGGUGGUCUCAUUUCAUCAACAUGGUUGAUACGAAGAGCUUCUCUCAUAGUUCGCAACCAACAGGCAUGACACACCUUAUCAGAUGAUGUUAGCUGCAACGGAAUGAAAAUAAUGUUAGUUACAAAACAUCUAAGAAGUUAUUAUAAGAAGUGUAAGAAUUACCGAGAAUGUCUAAACGAUGGUAUCGUUCAAGGAGAAAUCAUUUUAUAAUUAUAGUGAUCACUACAAUAUGUAUUAUUUAUUAUAUAAGCGACAGUUGGCAACGAGGAUUGAACAUGGACCUGACAAGGAGAACAGAAAAGCCCGCUGAUCCUAUCUCGGUUGUGGUUCCAAGUAAAAUUGUACUAAAAGGUCACAGAGAAUCUAUAAUUGAAUUGAUAGAAAGUCAGAUAAAAGAAUCUCUGCAACAAGACAAGGGGCAAGGCUGCAAUGUGCCACAAUUGGAUCCGUUUGCCGAAGAGUUGGUGGCCUUUGAGAGGAAGAAACGUCCUAGUAUUAUAUGUAACGAUCCCGAUUGGGUGAAAUGCUACAUAUCUAAAUGUUGGGUAGUAAAAGAUAUACUAGAGACGACAACGGAUUUAGUCUGCACAUACCAAGAUAUAUUGUAUCAGUCUGACUGGAAAUACCACCUGGGACCUGUAAGGACAAUACAAAAUGAUGGCUUCUUUACUCUUGACAAGAGCGAUCAUAUUAAAAUCAAGUGUACGGGCAAACGUGGCGAUAGUAAUUCGGAUACGACAUGGUUCGGUUACCACGUAGGUUUUCGUAAGUCGGUGGAACGGUUACCGACUCCACCAGGAAGAGAAGACACCUACAACGUGAUGAUAUUCGGCUUCGAUUCCACCUCCAAGUUAGGAAUAUUACGCAACCUACCCAAGAGCUUCGACCAUAUCAAGAAUCACUUGAAGGCGACCGUUUUGGAUGCUUACAAUAUUGUUGGUGACGGUACUCCAGCUGCUUUGUUCCCGAUUCUCUCGGGAAAAACUGAACUUGAGCUCCCUGAUGUAAGAAAGGCAAGCUCCAACGCUACGCUGGACUCAUUCCCCUUCUUAUUCUACAAGCUGAAAGAAGAUGGAUAUCGCACAGCGUAUUUCGAGGAUAUGCCGGGAAUAGGCACGUUCCAAUACCGGUUCAACGGCUUCAAACGUCAGCCGGCUGAUCAUUAUUUACGCUCUUUCUAUCUUGAAAUGACGAAAAGGGGCAAAUGGCUGAAACAACAUCCAUAUUGUGUCGGCGACACACCGCAGUAUAAAGUCAUGAUGAAUAUAACUGAACAGUUCAUGCAACUGGAUGGCAAGAGGUUUGGUUUCACGUUCGUCGCUGACAUCACACAUGACGCGAGCUACAUAUCACUGGCGGACAAUGAUUUCUUGCUAUUCCUGCGUCGACUGGAGGAGAAAGGUCAUUUGGAAGACACCCUCGUCAUCCUGAUGACUGAUCAUGGACCAAGGUAUUCAACUGUCCGUGGUACGGUGCAAGGCAGGCUUGAAGAACGUUUAGCGUUUAUGGCCGUACGGUUACCUGAUAGGAUGCGACGGUCCCAGCCGUACGCCCAAAUGAACUUGGAACAAAACGCCGCCGUCCUGACCACGCCGCACGACGUGUACGCCACGAUCGUCGACGUUCUAAAAUUGCCGCAACAUAAGAAUCCCUACAAAAUCCCCGGGGCUGACUUCCCCAGAGGAAUGUCUUUGAUUGAACCGAUCCCCAAGAACAGGUCGUGCAGUGAAGCUGGCAUUCAGCCGCAUUGGUGUGCCUGUGUCAACUGGAAGAAUGUCACCGACUCCUCCAUGAUACAGAGAACCGCUGAAGCAUUCGUCAACUACAUCAACCAGCUCACUGAACCGCAAAGAUCACUAUGUGUUCCGCGUACUUUGAAAGAAAUUAAGUGGGUCAUGGUGCAAGCGCUGAACAAAGGUGUUCUCUCGUUUGUGUCCGCAAAAGACAUAGAUGGCUACUUGGGAAAGUUCGGAAAGGCUAUAAGAGUAUCGAAACAAACUUAUCAAGUCCAGGUGGCUGUGGGCCCAGGAUAUGGAGUUUAUGAAGCAUCAAUGACGUAUUUGGUGAAUGAAGACAAAUUCAUUAUGGAUUCAAGAGACAUUUCACGAACUAAUGUAUAUGGGGACGAACCGAAAUGUAUAAGCGCUACCCAUCCACAUCUAAACAUGUAUUGUUAUUGUAAAAAGUAAAAUAAUUUGAAUUCAAAGUGAUAAGCACAAAAUAGCUAUUAAUCAUAUACUGCCGUACUCAAUGUAAUGUUAACUUAAACUAUGCCUAAGUAAUUUUGUACCGAAAACUAUAUGGCAGUUUCCUAAUAGGGUAGUUUCCUAAAUUUUAUUUUAAAGUCCGUCUUGUACAUUAAUUUAAAACUUUAUUAGACACGUAU
Messenger RNA from Spodoptera litura, 2836 nucleotides. RefSeq lists its product as uncharacterized. The record is from RefSeq and is a predicted model, not a curated record. Lineage: Eukaryota; Metazoa; Arthropoda; Insecta; Lepidoptera; Noctuidae.